UUCUGACUUAUUUAUUGUGCAUUUGUAAACUGUUUAGAGUAAAUAAAUCUGGUUAUCGCAUAACGAUGAAUAAUUCACAAUAUUAUGAAGAUUUAAAUGAAGAUGCUUCCAAACGUGUAACUAUUGAUGUUUCUUCUGACGAGUCUACGUCUUUAGAGUGUCGAACUAUUAGAAUUGGUUCACAUAAAUUUACUCCUACAGAAAAAGUAACAUUCACUCCAAAAGGGAUUUGUAUAGAAGCUCCAGUAAUUAAUGAUUCAUUAGCAAAGGAAGUUUUGCACAUUGAGCAUAGGGAAAUAGUUAAAAUAUUAAUACAUUUUGGUGAUAUUUCACCAGUUAUUUUUAUAUAUACUUUACCAUCGUGUGCUCGAUAUGUUCGGAAAAAGCUUUGUAUGACAAACCCAGGAUCUGGUAUUUAUUUUGAUAGUUGUGCUAGUGAAGAAAUAUAUAAAAGAAUAGCACUUCUACCUUCAGGAUUUACAGAGAAAUUUAAAGAGAAAAUUUCUAAAUAUUACGGAAAACCACAAACUAUUUUAGAUGAAUUGUCAGCUCGAGAAGCAGAUGAAAUUUUGACAAAAAUUAGCCAACGUGAAUCAGAAUUGAAUAGUGAGAUACGCCAAAUUUUAAUUUAUCCUCCUGGAAAAGGUGGGAUUCCUAUUAAUACUGAAGAUUAUGGAAGUCUGGAGCAAGACAAGUACUUGAAUGACGUUAUAAUAGAUUUUUAUCUAAAAUAUCUUUGCAAUGAAAUACUUUCAGAAGAAAUGAGGAAUAAGAUUCAUGUUUUCAGUACAUUCUUUUACACGAGAUUAUCUUCAAAAGUUGAUAAUAUGAGCAGAUAUGAUAAUUCUGACAUGGAUUAUUUUUGUGCUCAACAACAUUAUAACCGAGUCAAAAAUUGGACUAAAAAUGUAAAUAUAUUUGAAAAAGACUUUAUUAUUAUUCCCAUUAAUGAGAAUCAGCAUUGGUAUCUAGCAAUAGUAUGCUUUCCUGGGCUAACACACAGACAAUUGACGAGUGAAAAAAAUACUAACAAUAUAAAUAAAAGAGAAGGUGAUCAUUUGAGGUCUUCGGGAUUUACAAGUGAUGUUGAAUAUGCAUUUCCAACAGGUGGUUUUCGCAAUUUAUAUGACAAUGAAAAUGACAGUAAUAAUAGUGAAUCUAACCAAAACUACUUAGAUUUAGGCACAAAUAAAUCAGGAUCUAUUAAACAGCCAUGCAUAUUGAUAUUUGAUUCAUUAUCUGGUGGUGCAAUAAUAUCAAGACAACGUACUAUUUCUGUAAUAAGAGAUUAUUUAUCCUGUGAGCAUCAGUCAAAAUUUGGAACAACUGACUUUGAUAAAUACUCUAUUAAAGGGCAUUGUGUGAAAGUUCCGCAACAAGAUAAUUUAACAGACUGUGGUUUAUUUGUACUUCAAUAUGUAGAGCACUUUUUUAAGGUACCUAUCACUGAUUUUUCUAUUCCAAUCAGAGGAUUAGAAAACUGGUUUGAAACAAUUGUUGUGACUAGAAAGCGGGAGGAUAUUUCUAAGCUUAUCAAGAAACUUGUAGCUACUUACAAUGCAGACAAUCUACCAUUGCCUGAUAUUAUAUUUCCUACAUUAAAUGGCAAAUUAGUCGAACAAGAGACAUUAGAAACUGCAGAUGAAUUCAAGGAUCACUUUGCUGAUAUAGAAUUAGAUGACGAAUUCGCAGAUGAUGAUUAUAAUGAAUCUGAAUAUGAUGAUGAAAAUGAACAGAAUUUUGAAGAAGAUAUGUAUGAAACACACCAUAAAAAUAUGAAACGCAGAGCCACAGACAGUGAAUCUGAAUGUGAAAGUCGCAUUCGGAGGCGAUAUAAAGAAAAUAUUGAGGAUGAAACAGUUUACAAUGGUAGAGCAUAAUUUGACAUAUUGAUAAGAUAAGUACAUACAAAAAGUUGGCAUUCACAUAAGUAUAAUCAUUGUUAAUUUUAAGGUAAUAUUAAUUCACUGGCAUAUAUAUG
Ctenocephalides felis (cat flea) is the source of this 1981-nucleotide messenger RNA. RefSeq names its product sentrin-specific protease 6-like. The record is from RefSeq and is a predicted model, not a curated record. The transcript has 10 exons. Gene Ontology annotation, cellular component: nucleus; cytoplasm. Gene Ontology annotation, molecular function: SUMO-specific endopeptidase activity. The coding region runs from base 66 to 1880 and encodes 604 amino acids. Gene Ontology annotation, biological process: protein desumoylation. NCBI's taxonomy places the organism in Eukaryota, Metazoa, Arthropoda, Insecta, Siphonaptera, Pulicidae.